AUGUCUCUGCUCAUCUUCAACCACCCUCUCACCUCCACCCCUUCCACUGGCAACGCUAGUGCUCUCCCUGCUGUAGCUGUCCAAAACUGCAGCCAGCUCGUGGCCUUGAAGACCAGAAACUUCGACGAGCUAAUUGCCCUCGGCUCCCAAGUUUACGAAGGGUUUUCCGACCAUUUCGAGUUCGUGGUAUCCUCCAUCAUCAACGAUACCACUCCUGGCUCUACUGAGCAUAAGCUCGCAGAGGCAAUCUACUUUCGAGAUGGGCACAACAUGGCCAUGCUUUCUCGCAUCGCCGACAUGACUCGCUUCCAGCUGGAACACGAAGCUCUUGCUGCUGGCCUCCUGGACAGUAAUCAGAUCAGCACGGUGAGCGAUUUUGCGUUGGAGCUUCAGCUGAGGGCUUGGGUGAAUAGGGAGAAUGAGGAGCACUUUGCGCAGCUAAAUCGUGAUGAUAGUGGAUAUCAUACUACCGAUCCUAGCAUUGAUAUUGAGCCUUCAAAUGAGGAUAGUGAGGAUGACAAGAAGGGAAAGAAACCAAUUUUCAUCAAGGUGUGGAAGAAGGAGCUUGGCAGAUAUGUCACAUAUGCGUACUAG
This is a messenger RNA of Didymosphaeria variabile, 594 nucleotides long. RefSeq lists its product as uncharacterized. The coding region runs from base 1 to 594 and encodes 197 amino acids. The transcript has a single exon. Lineage: Eukaryota; Fungi; Ascomycota; Dothideomycetes; Pleosporales; Didymosphaeriaceae. The record is from RefSeq and is a predicted model, not a curated record.